Molecule: messenger RNA, 1108 nt
Organism: Protobothrops mucrosquamatus (brown spotted pit viper)
Lineage: Eukaryota; Metazoa; Chordata; Lepidosauria; Squamata; Viperidae
Gene: WNT7B
Product: Wnt family member 7B
Exons: 3
Coding region: 260-1108 (282 amino acids)
Biological process (GO): cell fate commitment; positive regulation of JNK cascade; neuron differentiation
Cellular component (GO): extracellular region
Molecular function (GO): frizzled binding; cytokine activity
Source: RefSeq, a predicted model, not a curated record
AGGAGCCAUUUUACAGCCCGUCCCCUCCUACUGUGGGCCAUCGCCUUCGCCAGCCAGCUUCUCUAGCGAGGAAACAGAAGGAACGGCUUCCCUGAGCCCUCCUCACGCUGCUCCUCUGCUUUUCCCCAGAGCCUUGUCCUCGGUGGUGGCCUUGGGGGCAAACAUCAUCUGCAACAAGAUCCCAGGCCUGGCCCCCCGGCAACGAGCCAUUUGCCAGAGCCGCCCUGAUGCCAUCAUAGUCAUUGGAGAAGGGGCCCAGAUGGGAAUCAAUGAAUGUCAGUACCAGUUCCGGUAUGGCCGGUGGAACUGCUCGGCACUGGGAGAGAAGACCGUCUUCGGUCAAGAGCUUCGAGUAGGGAGCAGAGAAGCCGCCUUCACCUACGCCAUCACUGCCGCUGGUGUUGCCCACGCAAUCACGGCAGCCUGCAGCCAGGGAAACCUCAGCAGCUGUGGUUGCGACCGAGAGAAACAAGGUUACUACAACCAGGAGGAAGGGUGGAAGUGGGGAGGCUGCUCUGCUGACAUCCGAUAUGGCAUUGACUUCUCCAGGAGGUUUGUCGACGCCAGAGAAAUCCGAAAGAGUGCUCGGAGACUGAUGAACCUGCACAACAAUGAAGCUGGCAGAAAGGUGCUGGAAGGACGGAUGAAACUGGAGUGCAAAUGCCACGGCGUUUCUGGUUCCUGCACCACCAAGACCUGUUGGACUACACUACCCAAGUUCCGAGAGAUCGGAUAUAUUUUGAAAGAGAAAUACAACGCUGCCGUGCAAGUGGAAGUGGUCCGGGCCAGCCGACUUCGGCAACCGACCUUCCUGAAGAUCAAGCAGAUCAGAAGCUACCAGAAGCCGAUGGAGACCGACUUGGUCUACAUCGACAAGUCACCCAAUUACUGUGAAGAGGAUGCUUCCACGGGGAGCGUGGGGACCCAGGGGCGGCUCUGCAACCGCACCUCCCUCGGGGCGGACGGCUGCGGCAUGAUGUGCUGCGGAAGGGGCUACAACACCCACCAGUACACCAAGGUGUGGCAGUGCAACUGCAAGUUCCACUGGUGUUGCUUUGUGAAAUGCAACACCUGCAGUGAACGGACAGAAGUGUUCACUUGCAAGUGA